Zea mays is the source of this 699-nucleotide messenger RNA. Its product is annotated as phospho-2-dehydro-3-deoxyheptonate aldolase 2, chloroplastic. Gene Ontology annotation, biological process: aromatic amino acid biosynthetic process. Bases 23 to 667 code for a protein of 214 amino acids. The record is from RefSeq and is a predicted model, not a curated record. NCBI's taxonomy places the organism in Eukaryota, Viridiplantae, Streptophyta, Magnoliopsida, Poales, Poaceae. The transcript has a single exon. Gene Ontology annotation, molecular function: 3-deoxy-7-phosphoheptulonate synthase activity.
CACCUCCAUUUCCUCAAAGGAAAUGCCUUGCACAGCACGACUCCUCCCCAUCUACCGCUACCUUUCUACCUACCCAUCUAGCACCCCUCGCUCGCAAAUCGCAAUGGCGCUGGCCACCAACUCCGCCGCAGCAGCCGCGGGCGUGUCCGGUGGCGCGGCAUCGCAGCCGCGCCGUGCGACCGCGUUCCUCCCGCUGAAGAGGCGUACCAUCUCCGCCAUCCACGCAGCCGACCCGUCCAAGAACAACGGGCCCCUGGUCCUCGCGGCCGCAGGCGCCAAGUCGUCCUUCUCGGCGGUGGCCACGCCGGAGAAGAAGCCGGCGGCGCCCGGGAAGUGGGCGGUUGACAGCUGGAGGUCGAAGAAGGCGUUGCAGCUCCCCGAGUACCCGAACGCGGAGGAGCUGGACGCGGUGCUGAAGACCAUCGAGACGUUCCCGCCGGUGGUGUUCGCCGGAGAGGCGCGCCACCUCGAGGAGCGCAUGGCCGAGGCCGCCAUGGGCCACGCCUUUGUCCUCCAGGGCGGCGACUGCGCCGAGAGUUUCAAGGAGUUCCACGCCAACAACAUCCAUGACACCUUCCGCAUCCUGCUCCAGAUGGGCGUCGUGCUCAUGUUCGGUGGCCAGGUGCCGGUCGUUAGGUGUGCCGAUUCGCUAGAUCUGACCACCUAAUUUUGACUAAUUCCGGAUGUUCAAAUCCACCA